UGUUUAUGUUUACAUACAUAUCAUGACUUGUGUUGAUAUCAAAUCACACAGCCAUGUUUAGCAUCAUUUAGCAUGGAGUAGUCACGUACAUAUUAAGUGCAAGGUAUUAGCAAGGACCAACAUUAACUACAUAAAAGACUGGAAUAGAUAUCAGUAACAUUUUUUGUUAUUUAAAAAUUAUACUUGUUCAAUGAAGUUUUUGUGGAAAAUAUUGAAUGUGAAUGAUAUUUGUGUAUAAUCAUCUGACGGUAAAUUUAGAAGAAUAGUGGUGUAAUCUUGAUGAACAUGGCAUCGGCAAUCGAAAUUUUAUGGAAACAAGCAUUAAAAACAUUUGAUGGACGAAGAAAUGUCGGAUUCAAACUUUGCCAAAAGAAUUUUGAUAAAUUGUGGAAUUUAAUGAAUAAAAUUACAGCCGAGGAUGUCAAUUUAAACAAACAAGUUCUUGAUUUUAUACAAAUACAAUCGGCACCAAUGUGUGUUAUUGAUAUAUUUGAAAAUAAAGAUUUGACUAUUUCAAUUUUUAUAUUGAAACAUGGAGUCACAAUGCCUAUGCAUGAUCAUCCUGGAAUGCAUGGCUUCUUGAAGGUAAUUAGUGGUGCAGUUCAAGUGAACAGUUAUACCUUGAAGACAAAUGAUGAUCACAUAAUCAAAUCAAAUAAAGAAAUAGAUGCAUUUAGACACCGACCAAUAUCUUUACACAAUAAUUCACCUGCUUGUGUUCUUACACCUCGGGAUAAAAAUUUGCAUGAAAUCUCAUGCAUCGAAGGUCCUGCUGCAUUCUUAGAUAUACUUAGUCCACCUUAUGAUGAAGAUGAUUCUGGAAAUGGUCCAAGACCAUGCACAUACUUCAAAACUAUUAGUUCUACGUCAUGCAUGGAUUUACCAGAUAUUGUCGAAGAAGUCAAAUUAUUAGCAUUUGAAGGACCACCAAACUUUGAUUCUGAAAGUCUUAAAUAUACAGGGCCACCUUUAAUGUGACGUGAAACAUCAAAGCACGUUCUAUGUUCAAUUUGUUAAAGAAAUGUACAUUUUACAGCAUUAAUUUACAAUUGAAGAAUAAUUUUAAGUGUACCAUAAGCUUUUAUGAUCAUUUGAUUCCUGAUCAAAUAUAUAUUCUUACUGUUUAUUUAUAA
Messenger RNA from Megalopta genalis, 1133 nucleotides. Its product is annotated as 2-aminoethanethiol dioxygenase. Gene Ontology annotation, cellular component: mitochondrion. Gene Ontology annotation, molecular function: oxidoreductase activity, acting on single donors with incorporation of molecular oxygen, incorporation of two atoms of oxygen. NCBI's taxonomy places the organism in Eukaryota, Metazoa, Arthropoda, Insecta, Hymenoptera, Halictidae. The record is from RefSeq and is a predicted model, not a curated record.